This is a messenger RNA of Penicillium paradoxum, 1074 nucleotides long. Its product is annotated as histidine phosphatase family protein. The record is from RefSeq and is a predicted model, not a curated record. Bases 1 to 1074 code for a protein of 357 amino acids. The transcript is spliced from 3 exons. NCBI's taxonomy places the organism in Eukaryota, Fungi, Ascomycota, Eurotiomycetes, Eurotiales, Aspergillaceae. Gene Ontology annotation, cellular component: cytoplasm. Gene Ontology annotation, molecular function: phosphatase activity.
AUGAAAUUCUCCAUCUUUGGCUCGAUUCUUGUGGGCCUGACCGUUGUUCAGGCUUCAACAAUCAAUUACUCUACCGUCACGGGCUAUUUUCUGCAGGAUGAGGAGUCGACCGAUGCUUCCAAAUUCGACUACACAGCGGAGAACUUUGGCCUGAUCAGCCACACAUAUCCCGCGGACCAUAAGCUCAAGAGACAUGAAUCCCACACACAAUGGGAGCGUUUCUAUCAUCAAGUGACCAAGUUGAAUGAAGAUGCCCCCAAAAACGUCGAGUACAAAGUUCUAUUCCUUGGCCGACAUGGGGAGGGGUGGCACAAUAGUGCCGAGACGUACUAUGGAACACCUGCCUGGAAUUGCUACUGGGCCGAAUUGAAUGGCAAUAGCACAGCAACCUGGAUGGAUGCUACUCUCACCACCACCGGCGCCGCCCAAGCCCUGGAAGCAAACAAGUUCUGGCAAAAGCAGAUAAUCGACCAACGAAUCCAUACACCAGAUCGCUACUAUGUUAGCCCACUGACACGCACGCUACAAACUGCCAACCUAACAUUCACGGGCCUAGCCCUGCCAAAGGACAGCGCGCCUUUUAGGCCGACCAUCAAGGAACUUUUCCGCGAGGCAAUCGGUAUCCACACCUGCGACCACCGCCGCAACCGCAGCUACAUCCACUCCCUGUUUCCGGACUGGCCUAUCGAAGAUGGGUUCAGCGAAGAAGAUGAACUUUGGAACGGUGUGACGGCCGAAUCCAGUGAGGCGCAGGAUGCCAGGAGUGCAAAGGCGUUGGGACAGGUUUUCUUUACUUCAUCCGGUAAGAAGGAAGCUUUUGUAUCUGUUACCUCCCAUUCGGGGGAAAUCAAAUCCAUCCUGAGGGUUCUUGGGCAUCGGACCUUCACACUGAGUACUGGGGCUGUUAUUCCGGUGUUGGUUAAGGCAGAGAAACUCCAGGACAAGGUGCCAGCUACAUCUGUGUCUUGGACGGUCAGUCCACAUUGUACAAUGCCGCCAGUUACAUCGGUCUCAGCUUGCGUGUGUCCUUUUGGUGUAGUACCUGUUACAACAGCUUUGGUGACCGGCUAUUGA